AUGUCAGCCAGCGUGCCAGCGACAGACCCAGCGGUCUACGCUGAAUACCAAGCCAAAUGGUCCAAGCUUCCAGACUCCGCAGAGACAUGGCUCAUUAGAGCUCGUGAAGUUUCCGAGGUGCUAGCUAAAGAUGCGGCCCAAAGAGACCAGGAGAACAAGUCGCCGCGGGCCGAAGUGGCCCUGCUCAAGCAUUCAGGCUUGACAAAGCUUCUAGGACCUCAGAAGUAUGGUGGUGGCGGACAGCCCUGGAGUGUUGGAUAUAAGGCGAUACGAGAGGUUGCGAAAGCAGAUGGGUCCAUUGGUAUGCUGCUUGGCUACCACCUUCUCUGGUCUACCAUUGCAAAUGUGGUUGGCACCCCCGAACAAGCCGAUCGAACACAUCAGUUGAUCAUCUCAAACAACUACUUUGUCGGUGGCGCUGUGAAUCCCCGCGAUAGCGACUUGAAGAUUACUCUGGACGGGGAGCAUCUCGUGUUUAAUGGCAGCAAAUUCUUCAACACCGGAGGCGUCGUAUCCGAUCUCACCGUUCUUGAGGGCGUAGUGGAUGGCACUCAAGAUCAUAUCUUCGCGUUGGUCGAGACUCGACAACCCGGCAUCCAGUUUGCUCACAAUUGGCACAACAUCGGGUUGCGCCUUACUGAAUCUGGAGGUGUGAAGAUAGAGAAUGUCCGGGCUCCGUGGUCAGAUGCCCUAGGAUGGGAUGUAGCUACCAAGAAGCCUCGCGACGAUACCCUGAAGAUUGUCUUCCCUACGUUGCUGCUGCCAACCAUCCAGCUAGUCUUCAGCAACUUCUAUCUAGGUAUUGCCCUCGGUGCUUUGGAAUUUGCCUCCAAGUACACCACGACCGCAACACGGCCUUGGCCAUUCGGCGGUGAGAACAAGGAGUCUGCCACCGAUGAGUUCUACAUCCUUGAACGCUAUGGCAAUUUCUUUGCGCAUCUGCGUGCCACAGAGGCUCUCGCUGAUCGAGCAGGCGACCAACUCUCGGGGCUCUAUACGCAGUAUCAGACCCAGAAGUCUAACCUCACGGCCCAAGAGCGUGGAGACGUUGCUGAAUGGGUGGCAAGCGUUAAGGUCGUUGCCACGGAUGUUGGACUCCGAGUCACCUCUGGUAUAUUUGAGGUAACUGGAUCACGGGCCACGGCAUCGAAGGUGGGGUUGGAUCGAUUCUGGAGAGAUAUUCGAGUGCAUACUCUUCAUGAUCCGGUGGCGUACAAGAAUCGGGAAUUGGGCCGAUAUGUACUGUUGGGGGAGAUUCCCGAGCCCAGCUGGUAUACUUAG
Messenger RNA from Penicillium bovifimosum, 1281 nucleotides. Its product is annotated as thermophilic desulfurizing enzyme family protein. Gene Ontology annotation, biological process: L-leucine catabolic process. The record is from RefSeq and is a predicted model, not a curated record. Lineage: Eukaryota; Fungi; Ascomycota; Eurotiomycetes; Eurotiales; Aspergillaceae. Gene Ontology annotation, molecular function: 3-methylbutanoyl-CoA dehydrogenase activity; flavin adenine dinucleotide binding. The coding region runs from base 1 to 1281 and encodes 426 amino acids. The transcript has 3 exons.